UUAAAAUGCAAUUCUGAUUGCUGUCUUUUGUGUCCAGAUCCUUUAUCCUGUCUGAAAAUGGCUGAAGAAAUUACUGAAUGCGAGAUGGCAUUGGGUUGCUUGUUCAGCGUCUUCAUGGAGAAGCAAGGAGAUGAUGGAAAGCUGACCAAAGAAGCUUUUUUGCAGCUGCUGAAUGAGCAGAUACCCUCAUUCAAGGCUGGUAAAAACAUUGGAGAAGAGAUAUUCAAAGGCGUAGACUUCAAUCAUGAUGGAGCCGUCGACUUCCAGGAGUUUGCUAUGAUGAUUGCAGGAUACGCUUCUAAGAAUUUUGCUGCCCUUCAAAAAGUCAUGAAAGAAGCAAAGAAGGGAAAGUAAGACUGAGCAGGCCAAAAACCACUGAUGAAUUACAAUUCUUGGUUUGACGAUAAAUAAAUAAAUAAAACCUUUUCCUGCCAAAUCUUUAUGCAGAUCUGU
This is a messenger RNA of Poecilia reticulata (guppy), 453 nucleotides long. The record is from RefSeq and is a predicted model, not a curated record. NCBI's taxonomy places the organism in Eukaryota, Metazoa, Chordata, Actinopteri, Cyprinodontiformes, Poeciliidae.